UUAGUUACUGUUUCCCUUUGUUUGUAUCCUUAUGCAGAAGUGCAGAACUCCUAUUUUUAAGAGCUACACAAGCAGUGUUGUGUUAUUCAUUUAUCGUAGGCCGACUUGCAAGAUUAGGGUGUAUGCAAUUCAAAUGAUUUUAUGAGCUAUUGAAGCAGUAUUAUUCAUAGCCAGAGGAUGAUGGGAAGUGCUGAAGGAAAAACUGUAGGCUCAUCAGACUGCUGGGAAAUUGUUCACAUUCCUGAAAAGCCUCCGAUUUGUCCCGACCACCAGCCUACGGUGGAUGUACUGGCUUCCGCAAUUGAUGCUAAGCAUGCAAAUACUAUAGUCAGAAAGCUAAAUCAUAUAGCUCCCCUGGAAGGCCUCCGCCAUGUGAAGCGCAUAAAAAAGACUUUUCUUGAUGGAGGAAAGAGUCAAUUAUUUGUGAUUUUAUGCAUGGAUCAUGGAAGCAAUGCUGAGUCUAACUAUAUACCAGAGGAUGUGCUGGGGCUUAUGAAUGCGUACCAGUUGAGUACUUUCACUACAAAAGUAUGCAAAUAUGCCGCAACAACAAAAGAAGAAUGGGAAGAACAAUGCAAAUUGUGGCCAACUUCCUUCCAUCCACCUACAUUCAAUAUUGAUGGCAUAACUGGAUUCUCGGAGGCGGAUUCAUUAUCUAUUCUCAAAUUUAUGAAACAUGCAGUUAACAUGGCGAAAUCCGGCGCUUCGCUUGUCAAUGCUGCUGUUAUAGUGGAUCCUUUAUCAGGAGAAACCGUUGCUAGCUCAUGUGAUGAGGUCUUUUAUCCUGGUCCUAAAGGUAGUAGCAAGGAGUCAUGCUGUUCUAAAGAUCACGAAACAACUAUACAGGGUGGCCCUAACGAAAUGGGAAAUGAUUUAUCAUCCAAUGAAGCGAAGCAAUCAUAUAUGGAAGUCUCUUGUUUACAUCCUUGGGGAUGGCUCGAGCAGCGAUUGCAUUCGAAUUCGGAUUCUUGGCAUCCUUUACGACAUGCAGCCAUAGUGGCAAUCGAGGCUUCUGCUGCAAGAGACAGACAUCUUUUUCCUAUGAACCCACAAGGUGCAGAUUGUGUUCAAGAAGAUCAGAAAGUGCUAGCCCCAACCGGCUCUCCCUUAAAAAGACAAAAGGUAAAGAAUGAUGAAUUAUCAGAUUGCAACAUGAAUGGUUCCAGAUAUGACCCAACAAGGCCUUAUCUGUGUACUGGCUACGACAUCUACUUUGUGUGGGAGCCGUGUGCUAUGUGCUCAAUGGCGAUUGUGCAUCAGAGAAUCAGGCGAGUGUUCUAUGCUUUCCCAAACCCAAACGACGGCGCUUUGGGAAGUGUCCACAGAUUGCAAGGAGAGAGGAGCUUGAAUCAUCACUAUGCUGUUUUUAGAGUCAUGCUGCCUAAAGAGAUCCUUGAUUGAUGCAAGAUUUGCCUUGUAUUAGUAUUAAUUAGUAGUACUACCU
Messenger RNA from Salvia hispanica, 1444 nucleotides. RefSeq names its product Cytidine/deoxycytidylate deaminase family protein. The record is from RefSeq and is a predicted model, not a curated record. NCBI's taxonomy places the organism in Eukaryota, Viridiplantae, Streptophyta, Magnoliopsida, Lamiales, Lamiaceae. Gene Ontology annotation, cellular component: cytoplasm; nucleus. Gene Ontology annotation, molecular function: tRNA-specific adenosine-34 deaminase activity.